AUGCUUCGGCUCGUGUCGAAGGCCUUUUCCUUCCUGUGGAGGCGAGCUGAAGGCCUGGAGGAGGACGCCGAGGUGCGGCCGCAGGAACCCGAAGAAGGUACCACCAAGCUGAAAACUGUGCAGGGAGUUGUGACCAGAUACUGUAGCGAUUAUGGGAUGAUUGAUGAUUUGGUGUGCUUCACUAGCGAUGUUGUCACCAGCAGCGUGCCACUGAACAUUGGUCAGGAGGUGACUGCCAUUGUGGAAGAGGACAAGAUAUCCAAUGGAUUGAAAGCGAUCAGAGUUGAAGCUGUCUCUGAUAAAUGGGAAGAUGACAGCAAAAAUUACUGUGAACUUCCAGAUUCUAGUACCAAGAUUUUGAUUGGCUGUAUUACUUCUCUUGUUGAAGAUGCUGGCUACAUUAAUCAGACAACCUACUUCUCCAUGCAGGAUGUUUGUGAAGGUUUUGAACCUUGUAAGGGUGAUUGGGUACAAGCUGAAUAUUUCAUUAAGCCAGCAACGUGGAACAGUGAGGCAAUUUCUGUGAAGCCACUGAGAUACAAACGAGUAGAUCAGGUUUGCAUUUCCAGUCUUUGUGGAAGAAAUGGGGUAAUUGAUGAUAGCAUCUUUUUCACUUUGGAUUCCCUGAGGCUUCCUGAAGGAUAUAAACCUCGGAAAUCUGACCUGGUCAAUGUGGUGGUGGUAGAGAGUAACCAGUCAUGCUAUAUUUGGCGUGCCUUGUGCAUGGCCCCUGUCGAAAGGUAA
Messenger RNA from Antechinus flavipes (yellow-footed antechinus), 744 nucleotides. RefSeq names its product RNA helicase Mov10l1-like. The transcript is spliced from 5 exons. Bases 1 to 744 code for a protein of 247 amino acids. The record is from RefSeq and is a predicted model, not a curated record. Lineage: Eukaryota; Metazoa; Chordata; Mammalia; Dasyuromorphia; Dasyuridae.